AUGGAAACUGAAUUUAGCAAACCUAAAGAUACAAUAAACACCAAAAAUUGUUUGUAUUGCAACAUACCUUUUACUGAAAAAUUAUUUUGUAAAGAAUGUAUUAAUUCUUUAAAAGAAUUAGCAGAAAAUGGUGAUAAAGGAGCAAUGUUUAAUUUAGCCAACUGUUAUAAAAAUGGAGAAGGAACAGAAAAGAAUCUAGAUAAAGCCUUUUAUUGGUACCAAAAAGCAGUAGAAAAUGGUAAUGAAGAUGCAAUAUUUAAUUUAGCUAUAUGUUAUAGAAAUGGAGAAGGGACAGAAAAAAAUUUAGAAAAAGCCUUUUAUUGGUAUCAAAGAGCAGCUGAAAAUGGUAAUAAAAAAGCAAUGAAUAAUUUAGCCAUAUGUUAUGAAAAUGGAGAAGGAACAGAAAAAAAUUUAGAAAAAGCAAGCCUUUCAUUGGGAACAGAAAAGAAUUUAGAAAAAUUUUUUUAUUGGAAUCAAAAAGCAGCAGAAAGUGGUCUUAAAAAAGCAAUGAAUUAUUUAGCCAGUUGUUAUUACAAUGGAGAUGGAAUAGAAAAGGAUUUAGAUAAAGCCUUUCAUUGGUAUCAAAAGGCAUCCGAAAGUGUUUUUACUGCUGCAAUGCAUAAUUUAGCAAUAUGUUAUGAAAAUGGAAAUGAAAUGGAAAAGGAUUUAGAUAAAGCAUUUCAUUGGUAUCAAAAGCGGCAGAAAAUGGUUUUACUUAUGCAAUCAGCAGAAAGCAACAAAGAUGAAUGGUGCCAACAAUGUAAUGUUAAACGAUUCCAAAAAGAUUUUUCAAAGUGGACUAGUAAAAAUGAAUCUAUUGAUAAAUUUAUUCAAGAAGCACAAUUAAAUGCUAAAAAUAGUUAUGAAAUUUUAGAGUGGAUACCUUAUAAUGAAUUGUCAAGUAUUAAUUAUCAUGAUAAAGGAGGAUUCAGUGAAAUUCAUAAAGCUAUCUGGUCAGAUGGACCCAUUUUUAGUUGGAAUUAUGACAAACAACAAUGGAAUAGACAGACGGAUCAUGAAGUCAUUCUUAAAGUACUUAAUGAUUCAUCAAGUUUAAACAAUAAAUUUCUAGAUGAGUGGAAAUAUCAUCAUAAUUGCCAGAAAAAAUCUUUUUCAAAAUUUAUUCAAUUUUUUGGAAUUACCCAAGAUCCAAAUAAUUUAAAUUAUAUGAUAGUAAUGAGUUAUGCAAAAAAAGGAAAUUUGAGAAAAUGUUUAUCUAAGGUAAUUACAUUUAAGUGGCAAGAUAAAUUACAAUUAUUGAAAAAAAUUAUAUUAGGACUUAAAGUGAUUCAUGAAUCAAAUUUAACUCAUGGUGAUUUUCUUGAUGGUAAUAUAUUAAUGUCAGGUGAUUACAAUGAGUUAUUUAUUAUUGAUUUAGGAUUAUGUAAACCAAUAAGUGAUUUACAAGAUUCUGAUAAUAACAAAGUUAAUGAAGUUUAUGGAGUUUUACCUUAUAUGGCGCCUGAAAUAUUAAGAAAUAAACCCUAUACUACAGCAAGUGAUAUUUAUAGUUUUUCAAUGAUAAUGUUAUUUAUUUAUUUAUUUAUUUUAUGUGAAGACGGACAGACUAUUAACAGGACAUAA
This is a messenger RNA of Rhizophagus irregularis DAOM 181602=DAOM 197198, 1584 nucleotides long. The record is from RefSeq and is a predicted model, not a curated record. Lineage: Eukaryota; Fungi; Glomeromycota; Glomeromycetes; Glomerales; Glomeraceae.